This is a messenger RNA of Mesitornis unicolor (brown roatelo), 404 nucleotides long. RefSeq names its product protein AF-10-like. The transcript has 4 exons. Gene Ontology annotation, biological process: regulation of transcription by RNA polymerase II. The record is from RefSeq and is a predicted model, not a curated record. Gene Ontology annotation, cellular component: nucleus. The annotation marks the transcript as partial. Lineage: Eukaryota; Metazoa; Chordata; Aves; Mesitornithiformes; Mesitornithidae. Gene Ontology annotation, molecular function: nucleosome binding; histone binding.
GUUGGGCUCAUGUGGUUUGUGCUCUGUACAUUCCCGAGGUGCAGUUUGCAAAUGUUUCUACAAUGGAACCUAUCGUGUUGCAGUCUGUUCCUCAUGAUCGUUAUAAUAAGACAUGCUAUAUUUGCGAUGAACAAGGCAGAGAAAGUAAAGCAGCCACUGGUGCUUGUAUGACAUGUAAUAAACACGGAUGUCGUCAAGCUUUUCAUGUUACGUGUGCACAAUUCGCAGGACUUCUUUGUGAAGAAGAAGGCAAUGGUGCAGAUAACGUCCAAUACUGUGGCUACUGUAAAUACCAUUUUAGUAAACUGAAAAAGAGCAAACGGGGAUCUAAUAGGUCAUAUGAUCAAAGUUUAAGUGAUUCUUCCUCUCACUCUCAGGAUAAACAUCAUGAGAAGGAGAAAAAA